This is a messenger RNA of Neodiprion fabricii, 1560 nucleotides long. RefSeq names its product actin-related protein 6 (gene Arp6). NCBI's taxonomy places the organism in Eukaryota, Metazoa, Arthropoda, Insecta, Hymenoptera, Diprionidae. Bases 151 to 1326 code for a protein of 391 amino acids. Gene Ontology annotation, cellular component: Swr1 complex. Gene Ontology annotation, molecular function: nucleosome binding. The record is from RefSeq and is a predicted model, not a curated record. The transcript has 3 exons.
UUAAAUAGUUGCGUCGGUGCAGCGUUUCAAUAAAGCGACGCACGCGUUGCGCAGCUCACACGCCGGUAAAAUAUUGAAAACGUCAAAACGGAGGGAUGACCAAAAGAUACCGGUAUUUAAUAUUCUGUAAUAGCUGAUACAAUAACGAACAUGAGCAGCGUAACAUACGUUUUGGACAAUGGAGGAUACAUGGCAAAAGUAGGCCUUUCUAGCGAUACUCCGAAACUGGUUCCAAAUUGCAUUAUGAAAGCGAAGAGUGAGCGACGAAGACCCUUUGUCGGUAAACAAAUCGACGAAUGUCGCGACGCGUCCGGCUUAUUUUACAUAUUACCGUUUCAAAAAGGGUAUCUGAUUAAUUGGGACAUUCAAAAAACCGUUUGGGAUUAUAUCCUUUCAAAAGAAUGCUGUCCGGCAAACCUUAGCCAGAUGCCUACGAUAGUAACGGAACCUCUAUUCAACUUUCCGUCUAUCCAAGAAGCAAUGACUGAAAUAUUUUUCGAAGAAUAUGAGUGCCAAAGUUUACUUAGAAUAAACGCCACUGGAUUAUCUUGCUACAACUAUAGGCAUAAGAAUCCAAAUACUAAAUGCUGCCUUAUAGUUGAUAGUGGAUACAGCUAUACACAUGUCGUGCCUUACGUUAACGGCGUAAAGAUCAAGGAAGCAAUAAGGAGAAUUGACGUUGGUGGAAAAUUGUUGACAAAUCACUUGAAAGAAAUAAUUUCCUAUCGCCAAUUGCACGUUAUGGAUGAAACAUACGUUGUAAAUCAAGCUAAGGAAGACUCCUGCUUUGUAUCGCAAGACUUUUAUAAAGAUAUGGAAGAAGCUAAGCUAAACUUGGAAAACAAUACCAUAGCUCGAGAUUAUGUUUUACCAGAUUACACUACACUGCGGAGAGGUUUUCUCAGAAAACCUGAAGUUUCUGGAGAACAGCAGACCUUGCGUUUGAAUAAUGAACGAUUCGCCAUUCCUGAAAUUCUCUUUCAUCCGUCGGAUGUCGGAAUACAGCAAAUGGGUAUUCCUGAAGCAAUAGUUAACAGUGUGAAAGCUUGCAAUGAAGAAACGUGGCCCCAUCUGUAUAUGAAUAUAGUUUUGACUGGCGGUAAUGCCAAGUUCCCUGGCUACAAAGAUCGAAUUUUAAAGGAGGUCAGAAGCCUUUGCUCGUCGGAGUUCAUAGUAAACAUUACCUUACCCGAUGACCCUAUUACUUAUGCUUGGGAAGGUGGAAAAGCGAUUUCCAAAGAUCCAGUAUUUUCUAAUAUGGUAGUAACGCGUGAAGAAUAUGAAGAAGAAGGCCAAGCACUUUGUUAUGAACGAUUUGACGUUUAAUUUAUUUAUAUUUAAUGUUCACUUUAUAAGAAAUAAAAAUCUGAAAAUACUUACAAUAAAGCACGUAUUUUUUCAAACUACUAUCGGAAUAUCACAAAAAACUGCUUGUAGCCAAGUACAAGCUACAUUAUUUGUUGAAAACCUUUAUAAAAUAUUGGGAUUCUAGAAUGAUCUGUUGUUUGUAAAACCCUUUAACUUCAAAAAAUGGGUUUUGGAGAAAUGAGACAGAGCACA